Molecule: messenger RNA, 4293 nt
Organism: Talaromyces stipitatus ATCC 10500
Lineage: Eukaryota; Fungi; Ascomycota; Eurotiomycetes; Eurotiales; Trichocomaceae
Product: vacuolar assembly protein, putative
Exons: 5
Coding region: 1-3876 (1291 amino acids)
Biological process (GO): endosomal vesicle fusion; macroautophagy; cellular response to starvation
Cellular component (GO): HOPS complex; late endosome
Molecular function (GO): protein binding
Source: RefSeq, a predicted model, not a curated record
AUGGAUCUACCAGGUGCUGCUGAGGGCAGUAAUGAUGCCGAUACAUUGAAAAUCCAGUCACCAUCCGCCGAAUCUUCGUCCCGCCUCGCCGCAGACGAUUCCUCCCGCGACCAGCCUGAGGACGACCGCGAUUCACGGGAGCAGGACGAGUCCGCGGAUGAUAAUGAGGGUAAUGAGGGAGACGAGGAGAAUGAGGAGGAAGAGGAAGAGGAGGAGGAAGAUGAGGAACCUCGAUUGAAGUACGUUUACUUGACCAAGUGUCUACCGUCUCUAUAUCGCGGAGGAGAUGCAACAAGUACGCUUCUAGUUGGAGGAGAUAAGAUGAUUGUCGGUACACAUAACGGUAACAUUCAUGUUGUAUCGUUACCGACGCUCAAAGCUCUUCGUGUUUAUACCGCACAUUCUGCAAGCGUGACUUCUGUUUCGAUAUCGCCGCUAUUAUUGUCUCAUACUAUAACACGACACAAUCUGAUUAACAGAUCUUUCGAGGAAGAUGACGUCCCAUCUCCGAAUGCGUCUCUACGAUCGAAGGGCAAGCCUGCACACGCAGCCGGACUUCCACCAACGGCCCUGAACUCUAUACAUAUAGCUACCUCAUCCAUUGACGGAAACGUCUGCGUGUAUUCGUUACUGGAUCCGAAGGAUGUCCUUCUCCGAAACUUCGGCCGACCUGUCCAAGCUGUGGCAUUGUCCCCAGAGUACAAGAGUGACCGACAAUAUCUUUCAGGAGGGCGUGCUGGACAGCUGAUUCUUACUGUCGGAGGCCGGCCAGGUACAACAGAAAAGUCUACAACAUUAAACGGCGCGGCUUCAGCAGCUGGGUGGCUAGGAUCGUUGGGCUUAGGUGCCAAUUCCGGAAAAGAUACCGUUUUACAUAGUGGUGAAGGAGCAAUCAACACCAUAAAAUGGUCACUUUCCGGAAAAUAUGUGGCUUGGGUCAAUGAAGAAGGCAUUAAAAUCAUGCGAUCGAAUCUACAUCUGGAGGCAGCCGACGCAGAAUUUGCAUGGACAAGGAUAAGACACAUAGACAGACCGAAUCGACCGCAGUGGGAAGAAAUGGCCAGUGUUUGGAAAGCGCACGCCGAAUGGGUUGAUAUGAAAGCCUUUGAGAUCUCCGAAAAUAGCGACGCCGAGUCUAUCUCAAGACAGCAAAGUGCUAGUGGAGUAUCAGAAGUCGAGAAACUUGUAGUAGGCUGGGGCGGCACGAUCUGGGUUAUCAACGUAUACCCAGAUCGCACGUCACCUCCUGGAACACGAGCAGGGAAUCGAAAACUCGGAGACGCCGAGGUGGUCACAAUUCUACGAACCGACUCCAUCAUUUCAGGUGUCGCCAUGUACAGUCCAAGACUUCUACUUGUUUUAGCAUACCUCGAAAGCGACAAUAGUGAUCUUGAGGAGCAACCACAGAGUAGUCGUCGACAUAAAGCAGCUGAACCUGAACUUCGCCUUAUAGAUCUCGAAACCCAGGAGGAAGUCAGUGCUGAUACGCUCUCAAUUACUCGGUAUCAAAACCUUGCUUCAUCCGAUUAUCAUAUGAGCAUUCUGAGACCUCCCCGCUUAACAGCAGCCACUGUACAGCGCGGUGCUUUGGGCACUUUAGGCACCGGUCUUCUGGACGCAACGCUAUAUCCAGCUAGACUUUUCGCAUCAAGUGCUAGUGUAAGAAGCAACGGAAGCAAUGGCGAUAGAGGCUCUGAAAGAGUUGCUGGGUCGUUCAUCUCUGGCUCCAUUUCGGGAGUUUCCACAAUUCCGAAAGAGAUUCAGACUCUCUCAGCGGCUAAAGGCCUCAAGGUCUUUGUUCAUAGUCCAUAUGACUGCAUCGCAGCCAUGUCAAGAGAUUUAACGGAUCGUCUUGCGUGGCUGGAAUCACACCAAAAGUACGAAGAAGCGUGGGCUCUCAUCGAUCAGAAUCCGGGUGUUCUAAAUCCCCCAGCUGAACAACAAACCGAAGCUUUUGUGAGAUCUCAGACCAGCCUGGCGGAUUUCUUUGCCGAUGACAGUUCUUCGGUCGUGACAGCAGGUCAACCAUUGAGUGCGACUGUUAGAAAUGAAAAAAGCCGUAUUGGAGAACUUUGGAUUGAGCAGCACAUACAAAACAAUGGGUGGGUUACUGCUGGAGAAAUCUGCGCUAAAGUUCUCGACGUCCCAGAUAGGUGGGAGCACUGGAUCUGGAAAUUUGUUGAAGCCGGGAAGUAUGACGAAGUCGCCCAGUAUAUUCCGAUAAAUACCCGACCUCCUCUUUCAUCAGCUAUCUUCGAUGCUUUCCUCGAACAUUAUGUGUCCCAUAAUCGUCAGACGUUCGAACAUUUGCUAUCUCAAUGGCCGCCAGAACUUUUUGAUAUUACGAAAGCAAUCUCUACCAUUGAAGACUGCUUAGAGUCGGAGAGAAUACCAGCUGAUUCGAACGAUUGGCGGAUUUUAAUGGGGAGCCUUGGAAAGCUGUUCCUGGCUAAUGGGCAGCACCGGGAAGCUUUGCGGUGUUACAUCCGGCUACAAGAUGCUGAGGAAGCCCUUCGUCUUAUAAGUGAAUAUCGUUUGGCAGAUGCUAUUUCUGACGAUGUUCUUAACUUCAUACUUCUUCGCGUUUCAAAAUAUCAGUGGGCGAAAGCUCCGAUCUCUGAAUUGGAGCAAGUGACUGCAGAAUCUAUUAGUAUCCUAGUCAGAGAAGCAUACAACGGUAUUGUUCGCCCAGGAACGGUUGUUUCACAAUUGUACACCUCAUCUGGGCGCCUAUACCUUUUCUUCUAUCUUCGCGCACUGUGGAAAGGUGAAUCUCACCCAUCAAAAGCGGAAGCAAAGCCUCAGCUCCGUGGACGCGGUCGCCAUGCCAGAGACGCAGCCGAAAAGCUUGCCGCGGAUGAAGGCAAAAGUCUUGUUGAACCAUUCGCAGACAUUACGUUGGAUCUUUUUGCCGACUAUGAUAGGCAACUGCUCAUGGAUUUUCUGCAAGCGAGUACAGCUUACUCGUUCGGUGAGGCUUGCAGGAUCUGCGAAGAGAAGCACUACACGUCAGAACUUAUAUACCUUCUGUCUAAGACUGGGCAAACAAAGCGAGCUCUUAACCUCAUACUUUCUGACUUGAACGAUGUCUCUCAAGCAAUCAACUUUGCGAAGUCGCAAGACGAUCCUGACCUAUGGGAGGAUCUGCUCAGUUAUUCAAUGGACAAGCCCGCCUUCAUACAUGCCUUGCUUACCGAAGCUGGCACAUCUAUUGACCCAAUCAAACUCGUCAGGCGUAUUCCGAGUGGUUUGGAGAUCGAAGGGCUCCGGGAUGGACUUACUAGAUUACUUCGAGAUCACGACAUCCAGGCUAGUAUCAGUCAAGGGGCAGCGAAGGUGCUUCAGGGUGAAGUUGCUAUCGGAAUGGAUGCUUUAAGGCGAGGCCAACGGCGUGGAAUCAAGUUUGAUGUUCACAAGCAAUCUAAUGAUGAAAAUGAGCCAGAAAUGACAGCUGACACUGAAGAUUCUGGCGAAGUUGCGCAUGAAUCUGAGAACGAUGAGGGUCUUUCAAGUACAACUGGCCAGUCUAGCAGGUUUCAUCGUGUUGCACCCGGUCAAUGCGGAGGCUGCUUGCAGGCCUUUCAUGAGAAUGAGAAGGAAAUAUUAGUGGGAUUCGCAUGCGGCCAUGUGUUCCACCUGUCUCACGUUCAAGAACCGGCUCACACCCAUGAUAACGAAUCGACGAAUAUCAACGAGACAACACCUACACCUCCGGCGGAAGAUGAUAUUGAGGACUCUCAACUUUAUACGACGUCUCGCACAGUUGGACCCAAGGUCAUUACUGCUCGACUAAUACGAGAUAAAAUUGGAGAUGGAUGUAGGAUAUGCGCAUUGAAUAGGCAAGUAGCUAACGCAGCAGCUCCUGAAAACACGUAGCCUAUGAGUCUAUUCACCGAAAUUGAUCAUGCUUCGUUUGAUUCGCGAUGAGAUUAUUUUUGGCUUGCAAUCUACAUCAUGCGUUUGUUACCCGUUUCGUUUCGUUGCACUGAUACCCAUUCUACACAAGUCGCAGAAGGAGUAAUUCUGUAUUUUACUUUUAUGCAUAUUACAAUCCACUCUGGAGGAGUCUUCAAUGUUGUUGCGAUAUUACCACAAUGAACAGAUUUGUACAUUUAUGACACUGGGACGUUUCACAGGAGGUAUGACAGCUCAGCCCUAAUCAGAUCUCCGGAUCUCGAUAAGCAUUCCGAUUCGCCCCGCACAGUCCAUGAGCAAGGUACGAAUCCUGCUUGAGAUAAGAAUCGUUCCAUUCGAAUAACGAGAUAUAACAAUCCGUUCCCUUGCACUUUGAUU